UUCUCCUCACUCUCUCUUUCUCUCAAAGCAACGUGUCUCUUUCUCUCUAUUUGCUGAGCCGCGCGCGCGGGGGAGGGAGGUCCAGUCGGGAGCCUUGCGCGGGGAGGGGGUCCGCUCGGAGAGAAUUGCAAAGUUAAUAAUUCAAGGAGAAUAACGUGGUUUUGUAUGAUAUCUCAGUUUCACAGUUUCUUGUCUCUCUGCGGUUAGUGGGGACCACAUCAGAGCUUUGUUUUGUUGCAUUGAAUCCUUGUAAGAAUGGUUAUAAGGAGUUUACAUUGUCGCAAAGUCCAGUUUCUGAGUCUAAGGUGCUUUACUUCUGUAACUCCUCAUGUACUUAAGCCUGGGGAUGUCUUGAGAAAAGCAAGGGUUUUUACUGAGGAAGAUGUGCUUCAGUACUCCAAGGUGAGUUGUGAUUCCAAUCCUUUGCAUGCCGACGCUGUUGCUGCCAGAAAUGUUGGAUUUGAAGGUCCGCUGGUACAUGGGAUGCUCGUGGCUUCUCUCUUUCCUCAUAUCAUCUCAUCACAUUUUCCUGGAGCUGUGUACGUAUCUCAAAGCUUGAAUUUUAAGUUCCCGGUCUAUAUUGGAGAUAAGAUUAUUGGGGAAGUGCAAGCAACUAAUCUGAGAGAAAAUAAAAAUCGACAUCUUGCAAAGUUCAAGACAAAGUGCUUCAAGAAUGGUGAACUUCUUGUCAUCGAUGGUGAGGCUGUGGCUUUGUUACCAACCUUGAGUUUAGAACUGGAACAACAUGAGGAGCGGUGAAAGAGAUACUCACUGUCCUAAACUGUUAAGCAUGAAUACCUUUCCAAAGGCAAUUUUAGACAUAUCAGUAAUAUAUUUAUUGUUUUGAGUUUUAAUUGAUACUUUUAACCAAUCGGGUUCUAAAAUCUAAAUUGCGAUCCCCUACCCUGAACAAAAAGAUAGAAAGCAGACAAAGUUAUUGUUCUCUUUCUUAUUCUGAUGUAGUUGAUGAAAACUCAUGCUUGGUUAUUUGUGUUUUGGUCAUGUUUCUCAAAAGCUACUUCUUUGCGCAGA
Molecule: messenger RNA, 1032 nt
Organism: Cajanus cajan (pigeon pea)
Lineage: Eukaryota; Viridiplantae; Streptophyta; Magnoliopsida; Fabales; Fabaceae
Product: hydroxyacyl-thioester dehydratase type-like protein
Biological process (GO): fatty acid biosynthetic process
Cellular component (GO): mitochondrion
Molecular function (GO): (3R)-hydroxyacyl-[acyl-carrier-protein] dehydratase activity
Source: RefSeq, a predicted model, not a curated record